AAACUACUUGGAACUUCUGUAACAAGUCGUUCUUCACCACUCAUCUUUCUUGUGUUACAUGUAAUAAAAUAUUGUUGAAAUCACUAAAUAUUGUGAAUAGAAUUAAAGUAAUUAAAUAUUGUGAAAUACUAUUAAAAUUACAUUGAUCUCACCUUGUUGCAUUAGAAAUAAUAUAAGUUAUGAUUGGAAAUACUAACCUUUAAGGACUUAUAAAUAAUAUCUUUAUCAGAAAAUAUCUUAUACGAAUAUCAAUAAAAGUAUAUUAAAAUAUACGUCAUAAUACUAAGCGUAGGUUCUCGCAAAAAUAAUAAAAUAUAAAAGCGGGAGAUUCAUAAUUUCAUCAAUCGCUUAAGAACGAUAAAAUACUGUUCCGACAGACGCUUGUUUAUAACUACUAUUAUUUGUAAGGUUAUGUAUUCAUGGUACAAAAUUCUCAAAUAAUUAAAUACCUGUCAAACGACAGGAUUGUAAAAAGAAUACAUCUUCCUAUGAUUUAACCAAAAUUAUUAAUGGCAGCGAUAGAUAAAGUUAAAAUUAUUGUCGUUGGUGAUUCUGGAGUUGGAAAAACAUCACUGACACAUUUAAUAUGUCAGCAACAGCCUAUUUCUAAUCCUUCUUGGACCAUAGGUUGUUCAGUGGAAGUUAAAUUACAUGAAUAUAAAGAAGGAACACCUAAUCAAAGAAGAUAUUUUAUUGAACUAUGGGACAUUGGUGGUAGUCAAAAUCAUAAAAAUACAAGAUCUGUUUUUUAUAAUCCUACAAAUGGUAUAAUAUUGGUCCAUGAUUUAACAAACAGAAAAUCGCAACAGAAUCUCCAAAAAUGGCUUGAGGAAGUUUUAAGUAAAGACAGUAAUUAUAUGAAAUCAAAACCAUUUGAUGAUUUUGAUCCUGAAAAAUUUGUAGGUUCCACUCAGAUACCAAUCUUAGUUAUUGGCACAAAAUUAGAUUUAGUAGCAGAAGUAAGAUCAAAUGUUCACAGACGUUCAUCAACAAUUGCAGAAGAAUGUGGUGCUGAUGAAAUAUUUUUAGAUUGUCGUCAGGUGAGGUCAUUAGCUGCUGGUUCUAGUUCAUCUGUAAAAUUAAGCAGAUUUUUUGAUAAAGUUGUUGAAAGACGUUAUUACUCAUCAAAAGAAGGAAUUAGUCCUGAUAAACGAAGGUUACCAUUAUACAGUACACAGUACAGUACUAAAAUGUAUCACAAUGAUUAAAUAUUUUUCAAAUCUUUUCAUUUUAUAUUCCACGAAUAUUUCGUUUGUGAUUUUUAUUAUACGAGAAUCUUUAAAAUAAUAAAAGGA
Molecule: messenger RNA, 1295 nt
Organism: Nomia melanderi (Alkali bee)
Lineage: Eukaryota; Metazoa; Arthropoda; Insecta; Hymenoptera; Halictidae
Product: rab-like protein 3
Molecular function (GO): GTP binding; GTPase activity
Source: RefSeq, a predicted model, not a curated record